CCGCACAAUGCUAACUCCCACAGUGCAGCGGGGUGAUGUAUUAACAUGGCGUCAAUGGUUGCUGUUUGGACCAGGGCCGUGGGGCUGGAACACCACCACGUAAAACACAACUAUGGAGCCAACUAGACAAUAAUUUCGGAUCAGCUUUUGGGCUCAAAACUUUCGGUGGCCUGCCUGGUGUUGACAGGUGGAAAGCAGCAGGGCACCGGGGAUGGAGGAGUCCGUAGGUUCAGUAAAAGCACUCAAACAGUCCCAGUCCAGAGGAGCAAAGGCGUCAUCCAGUCAGAGGCCAAACAAAGAGGGUGUCAAGAGUGCGCUGCGCAGCAAAGAAAACCUCACCGCUGCUAAAGAUGAAAGAAACGCAGGCAGCCUAGUGACCCGAGCGCCAGGCGGCCCGUUUUCAGACAGCUCCCUGGAUAAGAAGAGAGGACGGCUGUCCAGGCUGACUGGAAGGACGAGUUCAGGGGAGAGGGCUAAAGGAAAGGUGGGAAACGCCCAACCCGCAGAGUCCAGUCUGCCUCAUCCUGGAGAUGGCAGCAGCAGUUCAUCGGCAAACAGAGAGAAAACCGCUUCUGUUUCACCUGGAACACCUGAAAGGGCGCUCACAGAGCAAGCUAAAAGCUCAACAGGGACCCCAGCUAGAGACAAGGCCCAAGUGGUGAAACCUGCAGCUCUGAUGCAUUCACCUGCUGAAGAGGGGGAGGAGGUAAGGCUCGCUGUGGAGGAAGGGCUCCUAGCAGAGCAGCAGCUGGGCCUCCGACAGGUCGAGGAACGCCUCCACAGAGACCACAUCCACCGCCUGCUCAAACCGUCCCCUGAGUACCCAAACUAUCACUAUUUGUGCAAAGUCUGCUCUGUGCACAUCGAGAACGUCCAUGGAGCUUACAAGCACAUCAAAGAGAAGCGGCACAAGAAGAACAUGAUGGAGAAGCAGGAGGAGGCGGAGCUUCGGGCUCUGCCAGCACCCUCUGCUGCGCAGCUCAGGGCGCUGGAUGCAGUUGUCCUGGAAACCGCUAGCCAGCAGGGGAUCUCGGAGCAGGAUUUUGAAGUUCGUAAGGCCGUUGUGACGAGGAUGGAGGAGGUCAUCAAGAAGCACCUGUCAGCGUGUUCUCUCCGUCUCUACGGCUCGUGUCUCACGCGGUUUGCUUUCAAGACGAGCGAUGUCAACAUUGAUGUCACCUAUCCUUCCACAAUGACCCAACCUGAAGUUCUUAUUCAGGUGCUGGAAAUCCUCAAAAACAGCCCUGAAUUCUCUGAAGUCGAGGCAGAUUUUCAUGCCAAAGUUCCUGCUGUGUUUUGUCGUGAUGGAAGCAGUGGCCUGAUUUGUAAAGUGAGUGCCGGCAAUGAUGUCGCCUGUCUCACCACCAAUCAUUUGGCUGCCCUGGCUAAAUUGGAGCCCAGACUGGUUCCACUGGUCCUGGUGUUCCGCUACUGGGCAAAGCUGUGUCACAUCGACUGCCAGGCAGAAGGCGGCAUCCCUUCAUACUCCUUUGCCCUGAUGGUCAUCUUCUUCCUGCAGCAGAGGAAGGAGCCCAUCCUUCCCGUCUACCUGGGAUCCUGGAUCGAUGGCUUCGAUGUGAAGCGAGCGGAUGAGUAUCACCUCACUGGAAUCUUUCUGGACAUGUUUGUCAAGUGGGAACAGCGACCUCCGAGCUCCUCGGAGGGACGAGGGGAAAACCGGAACGAAGCCAAAGCAGAAGGAGGAUCUAAACCAGAGAAGAAGAAAUCUGAUGAUGCUGAGCGAGCAGAAGGCCUGAGCCGAUUGACUCUGGAUCUUGGAAAGGGAGUAUCACUGGGCCAGCUGUGGUUGGAGCUGCUACGCUUCUACACUCUGGAGUUUGCAUUGGAGGAAUACAUCAUCAGCAUCCGCAUAAAAGAGCUCCUUUGUAGGGACGCAAAGAACUGGCCCCGCCGUAGGCUCGCUAUAGAAGACCCGUUUGCCUUGAAGAGAAAUGUUGCCCGGAGCUUGAACAGCCAGAUGGUAUUCGAGUACAUCCAGGAGCGCUUCCGGACUGCUUAUAAAUACUUUGCUUGUCCUCAGAAGAGAGGCGCAGGAGGGAGACGCCAUAGGAAGAAGGAAUCAGGGGGAGAGGGUGUGAAAGCGGAGCGGACCCAGGACCCGGAUCUUUCUCUGAACAGAGAAAUGGAGAACAAAGCAGGUGGAACGAGUCAGAGAGUGGUGCCGGUUUCAAAGGAGGACGGCGAGUCUGACAGCGAAGAUGAUGAUGAUGAUGGUUCAGAUAUGUCUGGGGAGAAGAGCUUAGACACUGGAAUUAUGGAUAUGGUUCUGCACGAUGGGAACAAAUCUUCCUCAUCCCCCAAUGGGCUGCUGGACAGUGACAAGGAAGGGGAGGAGGAAGAGGAGGAUAAGCCUGUUGCAUCGCAAGAUCUGCACUAUGUGUUCGAUAAGAUGAUUUUCACUGGUGGGAAGCCUCCGACUGUGGUGUGCAGCAUCUGCAAGAGAGACGGGCACCUUAAAGACGACUGUCCUGAAGACUUUAAGAAGAUCGAGCUGAAACCUCUGCCUCCCAUGAACGACCGCUUCAGAAAUAUUCUGGACGGACUCUGCAGAUUCUGCUACUACGAGUUGUCACCGUCACAUAUUGAGCAGCAGAAGAGGGAGCAGAUUCUCGCCGGCCUGGAGAGGUUCAUUAGGAAGGAGUACAAUGAUAAAGCUCAGCUCUGCUUAUUUGGCUCUUCCAAAAAUGGUUUUGGUUUCCGGGACAGUGACCUCGACAUCUGCAUGACUCUGGAGGGUCAUGAUACUGCAGAAAAGCUCAACUGUAAGGAGAUCAUUGAAGGCCUCGCAAAGGUGCUAAAGAAGCAUGUAGGUUUAAGGAACAUCUUGCCUAUCACCACAGCUAAAGUGCCUAUUGUGAAGUUUGAACACAAACAAAGUGGUUUGGAAGGAGAUAUCAGCCUUUAUAACACAUUGGCCCAACACAACACCAGAAUGCUGGCAACGUAUGCAGCUCUAGAUCCUCGGGUGCAGUUCCUGGGAUACACAAUGAAGGUCUUUGCAAAGCGCUGCGACAUUGGAGAUGCCUCCAGAGGAAGCCUGUCAUCUUAUGCCUACAUCCUGAUGGUGCUUUAUUUCCUGCAGCAGAGACAGCCUCCAGUGAUCCCCGUCCUGCAGGAGAUCUUUGAUGGUAAGACUGUUCCUGAGCGGAUGGUAGACGGCUGGAAUGCGUUCUUUUUUGAUGACAUUGACAAGCUGCGUCAGCACCUCUCGGACCGGCAGCCAAACACGGAGUCGGUGGGGGAGUUAUGGCUUGGGCUCCUUCGAUUUUACACUGAAGAGUUCGACUUCAAGGAGCACGUCAUCAGCAUUCGCCAGCAGAAACGCCUCACCACGUUUGAAAAACAGUGGACCAGUAAAUGCAUCGCCAUCGAAGAUCCCUUUGAUUUGAAUCAUAAUCUGGGUGCCGGAGUGUCACGCAAAAUGACAAAUUUCAUCAUGAAGGCCUUCAUAAAUGGGCGGAAGCUGUUUGGAACUCCCUUCUUUCCCAUCCCUGGUACUGAAGUGGAAUACUUCUUUGAUUCAAAGGUGUUGACGGACGGCGAGCUGGCGCCCAAUGACAGGUGCUGCAGGAUCUGUGGGAAGAUCGGGCAUUACAUGAAGGACUGUCCAAAGAGACGCAGGGUAAAGAAGAAGGAAAACGAAAAGGAUGAGGACAGUAAAGAAGAAGAUCGAGAACCGAAGGAUAGGCGUUGCUUCCAGUGUGGAGACAUAGGACAUGUACGGAGAGACUGCCCUGAGAACCGCCACCUCAAACAGAGGAACACGGGGGCCCCAGCUUCUCACAUGGUGCGAGGUGUGGCGAACUCUCAGUCCAUCCCCAUCCCUCAGACAGCUGCAGACUCUCCUGGAAGGACCAGGCAACCUUCUGAAAGUUCGGACAGUCGGCAGACUCCGCCCUACUCCCCACAGCCCACUGCUGGCCCACAGAGCUCCCCCCUCUCCUCCAGCUCCCCUCAGACCUCCCUCAGUAAAGCCACUUCGGUUGGUCCACAGAAGCCGCCUGCACACUCGCAGGUUCCACUGCCUCUCUUCAGCUUUCCCACCACCCAUCCGGGCCAGUUUCAUCCUGCGACUCUCACUGCACUGGGGCUUCUUCCCACCCACCAGUCUCAGGGGCAGCCUCACCACCCUGUCCACAUCCCCUCCACCUCCUGGCCCAUCCACGGGCCAGUCCUCACUUCGUCCUCUGCCACCGUCCCCUCUCCGCCCGGCCUUAAAUUCGCCCUGCGCUCCGUGUCGGGGAACGGGAGCCCCACGGGAACCGCGGGCAGCCCCAGCUCCGUGAGCCUGAAUGACCCGAGCAUCAUCUUCGCCCAGCCAGCGGGAAGACUGGGCAUGGGGGGGCCGGGACGGGAGGGGCACUGGCACAACAGCGUGGGAAAGCCCGGGUCACUGAUGGGCAAUGGCACAGUGGUGAAGUCAGAACCCAACCACCAAGUCCAGUUUGAAGGUGUGAGCCAAGGUUCACGAAUGUGGGAGCACAACAAACCCCCCCACUACACUCUUUCUCCAUCUUGGCCCUACAGGAUGCCCCAGAACUUCAUCCAACAGGGCAGCGUGCAGCCGGGGAAAUCCUUCAUGGGCCCAGCAGGUUCUGUGGUGCAUCACAAUCCGAACUUCCCUCUCGUUCCUCAUGUUCAGCAUCCAGUCAACCGGAAUUUUAUCCAGCAGAAGAAAUAAGUCUUUUUUUUUUUUUUUUUUAUUCGAUUUCUGGUCAGUAAUAGACAAAAUAAUAGUGUACCCUCUGCUUCAAUUGAUCACAACUUUAAAAAGAAGAAAAAAAAUAAUUUUAUCAUUUUUGUACAGUUUUUAAGUUUAAAUUUUUGAGUCUCGUUACAAUGAUUUGUGAUACAAAUGUCAAAUAUUUUAAAUGCCCCCGUUUUUGAGGGGGUCCAAAAAAGUGUUUUUAUGUGUAAAGUAAGGAGGAUGAAUUGUAAACCUUUAUUUUUAUUAGCUGUACUCAUACUUUGCUUGCUGAAAGAUGAAGGCUUCGAUUAGAUGUUUGUUUUGAAAACAGCCUAACGUAUCAGUAUGUAGUACCAAAAGAAAGAAAAAAGGGGGAAAAAAGGAAAAUGUUUAAAAAAAGCUUCAAAAAAAUAAAGAAAAAAGCAAACAUU
This is a messenger RNA of Cyprinodon tularosa, 5139 nucleotides long. RefSeq names its product terminal uridylyl transferase 4 (gene tut4). The transcript has 30 exons. The coding region runs from base 212 to 4702 and encodes 1496 amino acids. The record is from RefSeq and is a predicted model, not a curated record. Gene Ontology annotation, molecular function: RNA uridylyltransferase activity; zinc ion binding; nucleic acid binding. NCBI's taxonomy places the organism in Eukaryota, Metazoa, Chordata, Actinopteri, Cyprinodontiformes, Cyprinodontidae.